This is a messenger RNA of Acanthamoeba castellanii str. Neff, 468 nucleotides long. RefSeq lists its product as uncharacterized. The coding region runs from base 1 to 468 and encodes 155 amino acids. The transcript has 2 exons. Lineage: Eukaryota; Discosea; Longamoebia; Acanthamoebidae. The record is from RefSeq and is a predicted model, not a curated record.
AUGGACGCGCCGCCGGCAUCAGUAGCUUUUCGUGAAGUGUGGGCGGAGCUGGCGGCGCUGGGCCGGGUCCUGCCGCCGAAGCCCUACGCUCGAGAUGGUCGUUGGGGCUUCUACCUUGAGGGUGGGCAGAGCAAGGAGGCGGCCCUCAAGGCGUGCCCGCGCGCCAAAGCGUUCGACCCCAAGGCAGGCGCCAUGUGGUUCGAGACACAGCAGUCGGCCAACGCCAAGGGCUGGGACUGGAGUGGCGAGACCGAGGUCAGCGUCUUCCAGUUCUGCGCCUCAUCACUCAAAGAGGACUGGUACAAGAGCUGGCCCGACUUCUGGGAGAAGACGGUGGGCAGAGGCAACAACCUGCCCCGACUGAAGGGCAAGCCAGACGCAGUCGUGUUGGUCCAUUCCGGCGGCACCUGCCUCACCCUGGCCCAGAAGGGCACCACCUUCUACAUCGUCUUCUGCAUCAGCACAUAG